Molecule: messenger RNA, 1164 nt
Organism: Penicillium cosmopolitanum
Lineage: Eukaryota; Fungi; Ascomycota; Eurotiomycetes; Eurotiales; Aspergillaceae
Exons: 3
Coding region: 1-1164 (387 amino acids)
Molecular function (GO): FMN binding; oxidoreductase activity
Source: RefSeq, a predicted model, not a curated record
AUGGUUCAAGAUGCAAAAAAACCUGAACGUUCAUCCAUCGCAGAACGAAGAGUGCGACUCUCGUUCGUCAUCAGCAUUCUUGAUUUUGAAUACGCGGCAUCGCAAAAUAUUCCACCUGCUGCCUUUGCAUUUAUUAAGGCAGGCUCUGAAGACGAGCAAGCCGCCAAAUGGAACCGUGACUCCUGGAAGAUGCUUCGUUUCCUUCCUCGCGUACUUCGACCAAUCGACAAGAUUGACCUAUCACAGUCUAUUCUAGGAAUCGAAUUUUCUGCACCUUUUUUCAUUUGCCCAGCUGGAGGAGCCAAGCUCGCUCAUUCUGAGGCUGACUUGUGUCUUACUAGAGCUGCUGGUCGUCACCACAUCUUGCACUGGGUGUGUAAUAACAGCCACGUAUCUCAGCAAGCAAUGAGUGAGGCGCGAGCUCUUGAUCAGACUACAUUUUGGCAGAUUUAUGCAAGGUCAGAUCUUGAAAUUACGACUCAGGAAGUCAAACAGGCUGUCAGCCUAGGGUACAAGGGGUUUGCAUUGACUGUAGAUGCCGUCCGCGCUGGAAAGCGAGAGCGCGACUUAAGGGCAAGCAUUGCGAAGCGUGAACUGGAUGGUAUGUGUGUGAAUGAUGAUGAGGAGGAUGAGGGAUUUGCUGGUGAACCUUCGGUGGGACGACCAGAGAUGCAGCGCGGACUUGACUGGACUUCCGCUAUUGAAUGGCUGCGAAAGAUAACUGAUCUGCCCAUUGCUAUCAAGGGUAUACAGUGCUGGGAAGAUGCGGUUUUGUGCAUGGAGUAUGGCGCCCAUCCGUGGCUUUCAAAUCAUGGCGGUCGUCAGCUAGAUUCCGCUCCCACAGCAGUGGAAACCCUAAUCUCCAUGCGCCAGCACUGCCCCGAAGUUUUCGACAGGUGCGAGGUAAUUGUUGAUGGUGGUAUCACUCGAGGUUCUGAUAUUGUCAAAGCGAUUGCUCUCGGCGCUAAGGGCGUUGGGCUGGGCAGGCCGUUUCUCUAUUCCGUAGCCUUUGGCGAGGCGGGUGCAAGUAAGGCUAUACGCAUCUUGAAACACGAGGUGGAGACGACAAUGGCCUUGCUUGGGAUAACUUCACUUGAACAGCUAAACUCUUCCUAUGUUUGUGUCUCAAUUAUUCAUCUUGACUCUGAGAUAGAUUCAGGCUAA